AUGACGAACGUCAACAUUCCAGACAAGUAUCGGAAUCCACCACAAGCCCCUCCAGUCUUUACCAGCACAAAGGACUCGAUCCUUGAUGAUGUAAACUUAAUAAUCGAAGAGCAGCGCGGGCUUCUUGGCAGGAUAGCCAGCUCUUUCACGCCAGAGACGGCCACAUUUGAAGGGGUUGUGGAAGCUAUCGCUCGCGCUAACGAUCAGGCCAGCCGGAAGGAUAGGGUGCUAACAUUUUAUCAAAAGAUAUGCCCCGAUUCCGAACUGCGCAAAGCCUCCAACGCGGCUAAGAGGGCGCUUCAAGAGUUCUCGACCGAGUGCAUGAUGCGUGAUGACAUUUUCAAGCUCGUCGAUGCUUUGCAUAGGAAAAAAGCAUCUCUAGGUCUCGAUCCGGAGAGCCUUCGGUUGCUUGAAAAGGCUCACAAGGGCUACAUCUCAAACGGUCUUGGCAUACCCUUGGGUCCUCAACGCGAUCGGUCCAGAGAAAUCAACGCAAGACUCAUAUCCCUUGGUAUUGAGUUCAACAUAAAUCUCAACGAGGAGCAUGGUUGUCUUUGGCUCACACCUGAAGAACUCCAAGGCAUCCCCGAGGAUGUUGUGUCCAAUCUCGAUAAAGGGUCUGGUGAGAAUGAAGGAAAACUGAGACUGACUUUCAAAUACCCCCAUCUCUACCCAACCCUCAAAUACGCUAUUAAUCCUGAAACGCGCAAGCGCCUUAUAGUUGCCAACGAAAACAAGUGCAACCAAAAUAGUGGUAUUUUUAAAAAAGCCAUAGUUUUACGACACGAAGCGGCUCGUUUGCUUGGUUUCAAAAACCAUGUGGAUUUCAAGCUUCAAGACAGGAUGGCAAAGAGCGAAGUUGCUGUUCUAGGGUUUCUAACGGAUCUUCAGUCUCGCCUCACGUCGGCAGCUCAGAAAGAGCUUGAUCAUCUAAAAGACAUCAAAGCUGAAGACUGCAAAGCUAAAAAUCUUCCAAAUGACGGCAACUACUAUUUAUGGGACCAUAGAUACUAUGACAGGCUUAUGCUGGAGAAGGAGUACAGCAUCAAUGAAUUGCAAAUUGCCGAGUACUUUUCUCUGGAUAUAACACUUGCCAAAUUGCUCAACAUCUUUGAGACUCUACUUGGUUUUGUGUUUAUAAAGCUAGACGAUGAUGAAUUAGCCAAGUUGAGUCCUACUGGGAAAGCUGGAGAUGUUAAGUGGCAUGUGGAUAAUAUUGUGUAUAGUGUCUGGAACGAUGAGUCGGAAGGAGAUGAAUUCGUGGGCUAUCUUUACAUGGACCUACACCCACGCCAAGGAAAGUACAGCCAUGCUGCCAACACAAACCUCGAGCCGGGCUUUACACUCAGAGACGGCACACGACACUAUCCUGCAACGGCCUUGAUCUGCAACUUUAGCGAGCCAACUCGGCAUAAGCCGUCGCUACUCAAGCACCAUGAAGUGGUAACAUUAUUUCACGAACUCGGCCACGGGAUUCAUAAUUUGGCCAGUCGCACGCUCUACACUAGAUUCCACGGCACUGCUACGGCCAGAGAUUUUGUUGAAGCGCCGUCACAAAUGCUGGAGAACUGGUGCUGGAUCCCGAGUGUUGCCAAGUCUCUCUCCCAACACUGGAGGACAAAGGAACAGAUUCCUGAUAGUCUCGCGGAGAGGCUCGUCUCAACUAGGGACGUCAACUCAGCCAUGUACAACCUUGGUCAAGUGCACUUUGCCAUGUUUGACAUGAUUUGCCAUUCCCCCAAGAGUGAUGAUGAGGUAAUGGCUAUUGACCCUUCAGUACUCUUCAACAACCUUCGCGCAUCGAUUACCUUGGUCCAGGGCCUAGAGGACCAGACACAGACGAGUGACUGGUCUCACGGCGAUGCCAUCUUUUCCCAUCUCAUGUCUGGCUAUGACGCAGGUCUCUACGGAUACCUUUACUCCAAUGUGUAUUCCACCGACAUGUUCAACACAGUUUUCGGGAAAGACCCCAUGAAUGAGACACAAGGACGGAGGUACCGUCACACGGUGCUUGAGUAUGGUGGUAGCCGAGACGAGCUCGUGAGUCUAGAGGAGUUCUUGGGUAGGAAGCCUAAUUCGGAAGCCUUUUACCAGAACUUGGGAAUAGCCUAG
Pochonia chlamydosporia 170 is the source of this 2112-nucleotide messenger RNA. Its product is annotated as metallopeptidase MepB. The transcript is spliced from 3 exons. Gene Ontology annotation, cellular component: mitochondrial intermembrane space. The record is from RefSeq and is a predicted model, not a curated record. Gene Ontology annotation, molecular function: metalloendopeptidase activity. Lineage: Eukaryota; Fungi; Ascomycota; Sordariomycetes; Hypocreales; Clavicipitaceae. The coding region runs from base 1 to 2112 and encodes 703 amino acids. Gene Ontology annotation, biological process: proteolysis; peptide metabolic process.